AUGCCGGGUAACUGGAAUGAAAGAGGCGCGGCCUGGAACGCCGGCGAGGGCGAAGGAAACUGGCAAGAAGCUGGUUUUGACAAUGAGAAUAACUAUGCAGAGGAAACUGGAGGUAUUGGCCAGGCUGAAGGGUCUGGAAAUGACGGUGGCUGCCGCAACUGCGGACAGUCUGGACAUUUUGCCCGCGAAUGUCCUGAGCCACGCAAGGCCUCUGGAGCUUGUUUCAACUGUGGUGAGGAGGGCCACAAUAAAGGAGAUUGCCCGAACCCUCGCGUUUUCAAGGGCACUUGCCGCCUCUGCAAUACAGAAGGCCACCCAGCUGCAGAAUGUCCUGAGAAGGGACCUGAAAUCUGCAGGAAUUGCAAAGCUGAAGGCCACAAAACCAAAGACUGCACAGAAAACCGAAAGCUUGAUCAAAAUGAUAUUCCCGAUAAAAUGCCCGAAGAAGCCUGGAGCAUGAUGGAAAAGGCGAGCAAAGAACGAGAUCUAGAAGAUUUCCGCGAUGCUUUUAAAAUCUACUCUAAAGCAGCACCUCUAGCAACGUUUGAUGAUAUCGAGAAAGGUCUGCGCAAGGAAAAAUUCAACGUUUACCUUAUUGCAUUGGAGAGAGAAAUUGGGGACACUCUGAUCUCUAUUAACCUGCAGGGGAAACUAAAUUGCAAAUAUGUUGUGGGCUUCUACUUCAGCGAGAAACCGCAACGUGCGAAUCUCAAGACACGUUGGCCAAGUUCUCCUGAAGAUAAUCUCAACCGUCUUGCCGAUGCAGGUUUUCCUAUGGAUCGUCAGGUUCCGAAAUGUGACAACUGCGGGGAAAUGGGGCACAUCCGCCGUAGCUGCAAACAGGACCGCGCCGAAAUUGAGAAAGUUGAAGUUAAGUGUGUGAUUUGCAAGGAGGCAGGCCAUCGCGCUCGUGAUUGCACCCAGCCUCGCAAGGAAAGAUCUGGCUGCCGUAACUGCGGCCAACCUGGGCAUAAUGCCAAAGACUGUACAGAACCCCGAUCUGCCGAAGGCGUGGAAUGCAAGCGGUGCCAGCAAGUUGGUCAUUUUGCAAAGGACUGCCCCGAAAAGGGUGAUGGCAACAGGGCGUGUCGCAACUGCGGUGCGGAAGGGCACCUUUCAAGAGAUUGCGACAAGCCGCGCAACAUGGAUAAUGUUACAUGCCGGAACUGCGAGAAAACUGGACAUCUGAGCCGCGAAUGCCCCGAAAAGAAAGAUUGGUCAAAGGUUCAGUGCAGCAACUGCAAGGAGAUGGGCCAUACGGUCAGGCGCUGUAAACAACCGAUGGAGGGCGGAGAGAGUGGAAACGGUGGGGAGUACGGCGGGGCUCAUGGUGGGAGCUACGGCCACGGCGGAGGCGGACAAGAUGCCUGGUGCGAACCCUCUGGUCAAGUCGGAGGAUGGCCCAACGACCAAGCCAACACUGGCAGCAGCUGGUGA
This is a messenger RNA of Ophidiomyces ophidiicola, 1437 nucleotides long. RefSeq lists its product as uncharacterized. The transcript has 13 exons. Gene Ontology annotation, molecular function: mRNA binding; translation regulator activity; zinc ion binding. Bases 1 to 1437 code for a protein of 478 amino acids. Gene Ontology annotation, cellular component: cytoplasm. The record is from RefSeq and is a predicted model, not a curated record. Gene Ontology annotation, biological process: positive regulation of cytoplasmic translation. Lineage: Eukaryota; Fungi; Ascomycota; Eurotiomycetes; Onygenales; Onygenaceae.